AUGACUACACAGACGUCUAAUGAUCAUUAUUUGAUCACAGACAACAAGACAAAGAAGGAAUCAUUCGAUGUGGAAGGAACCGCUAAGCGAUUCAAGCACUUACUUUCAUUGAGUGGAUUAUUCAAACAUUUCAUUGAGAACAGAGCCAAGAAAGACGUCAAGUUUCAGAAAGUAUUGAAGAUUCUAGAUGAUGAUUCUAAGAAGAAUACCAAAAGAAGAAAGACUGAAAGAGAGGAAGACGCAGAACUACUCAAGGAAGAAGAAGACGUAGAAGAAGAUGCGGAUGACGAGAUUGAAUACCAAUUCAGAGAGUCUCCAAAAUAUAUUCAUGGUACAUUAAGACCUUAUCAAAUUCAAGGUUUGAACUGGUUGGUAUCAUUACAUAAGAAUGGGUUAGCUGGGAUCCUAGCUGAUGAAAUGGGGUUGGGUAAAACUUUACAAACAAUUGCAUUUCUAGGCUACUUGAAAUAUAUGGAAGGUAUUAAUGGUCCAUUUUUAGUUAUUGCUCCAAAAUCAACCUUAAAUAACUGGCUUAGAGAAAUUAACAAGUGGACUCCAGAUGUGAAGGCAUUUGUUUUACAAGGUGAUAAACAGGAAAGAGCAUCCUUAAUUAAGGAAAAAUUAAUGACUUGUGAUUUUGAUAUUGUUGUAGCUUCAUAUGAAAUCAUUAUUAGAGAAAAGGCAGCAUUUAAGAAAUUUAACUGGGAAUACAUCAUCAUUGAUGAAGCUCAUAGAAUUAAGAACGAAGAAUCUUUGUUAUCUCAAGUACUGAGAGAAUUUACCUCCCGUAACAGGCUAUUGAUAACAGGAACGCCUUUGCAGAAUAACCUACACGAAUUAUGGGCAUUAUUGAAUUUCCUGUUGCCUGAUAUAUUCUCCAGUUCUCAAGACUUUGAUGAUUGGUUUUCUUCUGAAACAACAGAGGAAGACCAAGACAAAGUUGUCAAACAACUUCAUACUGUUUUGCAACCAUUUUUGCUACGUAGAAUAAAAAAUGACGUUGAGACCUCAUUGUUACCAAAGAAGGAAUUGAAUUUAUAUGUUGGAAUGUCUAAUAUGCAAAAAAAGUGGUAUAAAAAAAUCUUAGAAAAGGACUUAGAUGCGGUUAAUGGUGAAAAUUCUAGUAAAGAAUCGAAAACAAGGUUACUAAACAUUGUAAUGCAGUUGAGAAAAUGCUGUAAUCAUCCUUAUCUUUUUGAUGGAGCUGAACCAGGACCACCUUACACCACAGAUGAGCAUCUAGUUUAUAACUCCAAAAAAUUGCAGGUCCUUGAUAAAUUAUUGAAGAAGAUGAAAGAAGAUGGAUCUCGUGUGUUGAUUUUUAGUCAAAUGUCAAGAGUGUUAGAUAUUUUAGAAGAUUAUUGUUUCUUCAGAGGCUACAAAUAUUGUAGAAUCGAUGGUUCGACUGAUCAUGAAGAUAGAAUCAAAUCUAUUGAUGAUUAUAAUGCACCAGAUUCCGACAAAUUUAUCUUCUUAUUGACUACACGUGCCGGUGGGUUGGGGAUUAACUUAACUAGUGCUGAUAUUGUUGUAUUAUAUGACUCUGAUUGGAAUCCCCAGGCAGAUUUACAAGCUAUGGACAGAGCGCAUCGUAUUGGUCAAAAGAAACAAGUUAAAGUGUUCAGAUUUGUAACAGAUAAUUCGGUAGAAGAAAAGAUUUUGGAAAGAGCAACUCAAAAGCUAAGAUUAGAUCAAUUAGUUAUUCAACAAAACAAAGCUUCUAUGAAUAAGAAUAAAAAGGAAAGUAAGAAAGAUGCAAAGGAUGCUUUAUUAUCAAUGAUUCAACAUGGUGCAGCGGAUAUUUUCCAAAGUGGCAAUUCGACCACGACAGAGUCCACCCCUCAACCAGGUGAAGCAAAAUCAGAAGAAGUUGAAGAUGUUGAUUUAGAAUCAAUUUUGGCAACAUCUGAAAACAAAACAUCUUCCUUAAAUGCCAAAUACGAAACUUUGGGGCUUGACGAUCUGCAGAAAUUUAACCAGGAUUCAGCUUAUGAAUGGGAUGGGCAUGAUUUCAAAAAGGAUGUUCAUAAGAAGAUUAUUAAUCCUCUAUGGAUCAAUCCCACCAAGAGAGAACGUAAGGAGAAUUACAAUAUUGAUGGAUAUUAUAGGGACGUUUUGACGACAAAGAAGGUUGUUACUCCACUACAACCCAGGAUGCCGAAACCCAAGGUCUUUUAUAGUCAUCAAUUGCAAUCACCAAUUUUAAAGGACUUGUACGAGAAGGAUAGAAUGUGGACCGCAAAGAAGACUAAAUACACUCCAACAAUUGAAGACGUAAAAGUGACUUAUGGAGAGGACUUAAGUGAAGCAGAACUUCUGAAGAAGUUGGAUGUCAUGAAAGAAACUGUGGAAAAUGCUCAGCCACUCACAGAAGAAGAAGAAAAACAGAAAGUUCAAUUAGAAAGUGAAGGGUUUACCAACUGGAAUAAGCUUGAUUUCAGGAAGUUCAUUUCCAUGUCUGGAAAAUAUGGAAGAAAUUCUAUAUUGGCAAUUGCAUCGGAGUUUGCACCAGGGAAAACAAUUGAAGAAAUAAGGGAAUAUGCAACUGCUUUCUGGGCAAAUUUGAAAAAUGUUGACGAUCAUGAAAAGUAUGUGAAACUUAUUGAAGCAGAUGAAGAGAAACUUAGAAAAACACAUAUGUUGGAGAGUGCGGUACGCCUAAAGGUUUCCAAAUAUAAGAAUCCUUUCUUUGAUAUUGUGUUAAAGCACCCACCCUCUAAUAAUAAUAAGAGAACCUUCUCAGAGGAAGAAGAUAGAUUUAUAUUAAUGAUGCUAGCAAAAUAUGGUUUGGAGCGUGAUGACUUAUACGAAGUGAUCAGGGACGAAAUUCGUGAUUCACCUCUCUUUGAACUUGAUUUCUUCUUUCAAAGCAGGACACCAUUGGAACUUUCUAGAAGAGGUUUUACUCUAUUGCAAUGUAUAGAGAAAGAAUAUCAUUCAGGCAUUAUUGGACCUGAAAUCGUAGAGAGAAAACCAAAAGAGAAUAAAGGUAUAAAAAGGCCGGUAGAAGACAAGACUGAAGAAGAACCACCUGCGAAGAUUAUAAGACCUACCGAGCCUUCGCCAAUUGAGAAUUAA
This is a messenger RNA of Naumovozyma castellii, 3078 nucleotides long. RefSeq lists its product as uncharacterized. Bases 1 to 3078 code for a protein of 1025 amino acids. The transcript has a single exon. NCBI's taxonomy places the organism in Eukaryota, Fungi, Ascomycota, Saccharomycetes, Saccharomycetales, Saccharomycetaceae. The record is from RefSeq and is a predicted model, not a curated record.